AUUUUGACAGCGCUGCAAAUCGCCCUUUCGCCAGUUUAGCCACGUUCGGCAAUUUUUCAGUGAAGUCUGCUAGUGUAAAAAUCUCCGAAAAUCCGGAUUUAACCACAAGGAAAAGUAAAAACUACGGUCCACACCGCUGACGAUGAGUGAGACCAUUGCCUGUACGCCGGAAUCGGCGGUUUUCGAAGCCCCACAGCUGCAGUUCAACGAGGAAGGAUGGGGUCCCUGUGAGCUUCCGGAUGCUUUCAAAGACAUCCCGUACCAGCCGUUCAGCAAGAGCGAUCGUUUGGGCAAGAUUUCCGAUUGGACCGGCACCGCCCAAACUGACAAGAAGUAUCCCAACAAGUACGCGUCUCAGUUCGGUGGUGGCAACCAGUACGCUUACUAUCAUGAGGAGGAUGAGACGACAUUCCAUCUGGUGGAUAGCGCUAGGAUCCAGAAGCAGCCGCAUCAGCGAGGACGCUUCCGCGGCAACUUGAGAAACCAGCGUGGCCGAGGACGUGGAGGUCGCGGUGGAGUGCAGGCAGGUGGAAUGACAACAUUGUCCAAGAAUGCCACCAAGGGACGUGACCAGCGCCGUGGAACAACCCGCAAAUGGGGCGCCCGUCCGCCACCGAAAAUUCGCGAUGCUUCGGUUGCUGUCCGCCCGGAUUGGGUUACCGUAGAGGAAAUGGAUUUCCCGCGGUUGAGCAAGCUAUCGCUACCGAACGUCGAAAAGGGUGAGGAUAUCACCACUUGCGGAACGCUUGAAUACUACGAUAAGACGUACGAUCGCGUUAAUGUCAAGAACGAGAAGCCCCUGCAGCGUGUGGACAGAAUCUUCCACACCGUGACGACCACUGACGAUCCGGUUAUUCGUCUGCUGUCCAAGAGUCACGGAAACGUUUAUGCCACGGAUGCCAUUUUGGCUACGAUUAUGUGCUGUACGAGGUCGAACUAUUCCUGGGAUAUCGUCAUUGAAAAGAUUGGCGACAAGCUGUUCAUGGAUAAGCGUGAUAAUACGGAGUUCGACUUGCUGACUGUGAACGAAACCGCUAUUGAGCCUCCGAAUGAAGAUGGAAACUCGCUGAAUUCCCCCAGAAAUCUGGCCAUUGAGGCUACCUUCAUCAACCACAAUUUCAGCCAACAGGUGUUGAAGAGCGGAGAGAAGGAACCUAAGUACAAGUUUGAUCAGCCGAAUCCCUUCAUCGGAGAUGACGAGGACGGUGAAGUGGCCAGUGUUGCUUACCGGUACAGGAAGUGGGACUUGAACAAUGGUAUCGAGCUGGUGGCCCGUUGUGAACACGAUGCAGUGCUUUUGACCCCACAAGGAGACACACAAUUUCUCACGAUAAAGGCUCUCAACGAGUGGGAUUCGAAGGUCGCCAAUGGCGUCGAGUGGCGCCAAAAGUUGGACACUCAGCGGGGUGCCGUUUUGGCCAACGAACUGCGUAACAAUUCCUGCAAACUGGCCAAGUGGACCGUACAGGCUCUCCUGGCCGGAUCCGAUCAGAUCAAGUUCGGAUACGUAUCUCGUGCCCACGUGCGAGAUUCCUCGCGGCACGUCAUCCUCGGAACGCAACAGUUCAAGCCCCAAGAAUUCGCUAACCAGAUCAAUCUGAGCAUGGACAACGCUUGGGGUAUUCUGCGGUGCAUCAUCGACAUUUGCAUGAAGCAAAAGGAUGGCAAGUAUCUGAUCAUGAAGGACCCGAACAAGCCGAUGAUCCGAUUGUAUGACAUCCCGGACCACACUUUCGAGUCGGACGGCGAAGAGGAGGAAGGUGACGACGGUGAGGCGUUCCAAACGUACGCCUAUGGACCGUCGGCGGCUACGACAGCAGCGGCCACAGCCGCUGCUAAUGCCGCUACAGCAGCUGCUGCUGUUGCUGCAGCUGCGGCCGCGGCCGCUGCCGCUACAACAACACCGGCUGCCACGGAGCCAGCCACCACUGCUGCUACCACUGAAGCUACCACCCCAUCAACUACUACUAAAACAACUGCCGCAGUGGCAGCACAAAAGUAAGUUCAUUGUCAGAGAAACUUUUUGUAUGGUAAAAGAGGAGCCCCCAGUUUAGCGAGUAAAACGCAACAGCAGCCUAUAUUAUUGUCCCCAUAAAUUAAUCAUUCAAACAUUACUCUUAUAACAAAGGAACAACCUUUUUGUGCUCUUUAGGUCUUAGAGAACAAGAAACAAUGGAAAAAGGUAAUACGAUGGAAAAAAUAAA
Aedes albopictus (Asian tiger mosquito) is the source of this 2204-nucleotide messenger RNA. RefSeq names its product eukaryotic translation initiation factor 3 subunit D (gene eIF3d1). The transcript is spliced from 4 exons. Gene Ontology annotation, molecular function: translation initiation factor activity. NCBI's taxonomy places the organism in Eukaryota, Metazoa, Arthropoda, Insecta, Diptera, Culicidae. Gene Ontology annotation, cellular component: cytoplasm; eukaryotic translation initiation factor 3 complex. The record is from RefSeq and is a predicted model, not a curated record. Gene Ontology annotation, biological process: translational initiation. Bases 143 to 2002 code for a protein of 619 amino acids.